Trypanosoma conorhini is the source of this 729-nucleotide messenger RNA. RefSeq lists its product as uncharacterized. The transcript has a single exon. Bases 1 to 729 code for a protein of 242 amino acids. Lineage: Eukaryota; Euglenozoa; Kinetoplastea; Trypanosomatida; Trypanosomatidae. The record is from RefSeq and is a predicted model, not a curated record.
AUGGUUGUUUUUGUGGGGGCGCUGCCGCCGGACGCGGCCAAACGGUCCCUGGGCGUUACUCGCGCCGCGCGCCGCGGACAGAUGCUUCCGGAGGGCGUCGCGGAAAUCACAAGAUAUUUUGCCAGCGGGUGCGGAGAAGGCGUUCCUCCGCAUCUUCUGCUAUCUUCCUUCGUCUGCUGGGGAUGGAUCUCUUUUUCCCGACGGGACUGGCAAGUCUGUUGGGCGAACGCCCCGCAUGUGCCGGGGGAGCCGCCACGACGCACGCCGCUUCCACCGCGCUCUCUCAGGGCCAUUCCGCCCUUCCCCUGCCGGGCCCCGUCCUUUCCCUGGACCGGGACCCGGUUGGGGGCCAUCUCGCUGAAGCGGCAACCGCUGACCGCACACGGCCGGGAGCAGAAGUGUCGCUUCGAUACGGCGCGCCGCCCUCACGUGACGAACAACCCACCCGACAUGUUCGGCCCGCAAACAGCAGGGGCAUUUGAGACGCCACGAGCCCUCCAUCUAGGCGAAAGUGGCUGUAUUUCGCGGUCGCGGCGGGAUGGGAAUUCCAGACUGGAAGCGGUCUGGGUGGAGCUUUCGAGCAUGCGCACGCGGUUCCGGCUGGGGGCCCACGCGUGUUUUGGAACGCACGGGCACUCUAAGCGAUCAGGGUGGCCGCGAGAGAACCCAGUUCACCACAGGAGCCUUCAGGGCGUGUUGGCUGCGGCAGUGGGCCUUUGCGCCAAUUGA